AUGGUCAACGUCCCAUCCAUCGAGCUCAACGAUGGCAACAAGAUGCCCCAGGUCGGCUUCGGCUUGUGGAAGGUAGAGAACGAUAAGGCAGCAGACAUUGUCUACAAUGCCAUCAAGACCGGCUACAGACUCUUUGACGGAGCUUGCGACUACGGUAACGAGGUUGAGGCCGGUCAAGGUGUCGCACGCGCCAUCAAGGAGGGUAUCGUGAAGCGCGAGGAGCUCUUCAUCGUGUCCAAGCUAUGGAACACCUUCCACGAGCCCGAGCAGGUCGAGCCCAUUGUCAAGAAGCAGCUUGCGGAUUGGGGCAUCGACUACUUCGACCUCUACGUGAUCCACUUCCCCGUCGCCAUCAAGUACGUCGCCCCUGAGGUGCGAUACCCACCGGGCUGGUUCGUCGACGGCGACUCCAAGGUCGAGUACAGCAAGGCAUCCCUCCAGAGCACAUGGCACGCAUUCGAGGACAUCCAGAAGAAGGGCCUCGCAAAGAGCAUCGGCGUGUCCAACUACUCCGGCGCGCUCCUCCUCGACCUCUUCGCCUACGCCAACACCAAGCCCGCGACCCUCCAGAUCGAGCACCACCCCUACCUCGUGCAGCCCAAGAUCCUCGAGCUGGCCAAGUCGGAGAACGUCGCCGUCACCGGAUACUCGUCGUUCGGCCCGCAGUCCUUCAUCGACGGCGACAUGUCCCUCGCCGAGACCGUGCCCCUCCUCUUCGACCACCCCGUCAUCAAGAAGGUCGCGGACGCACACAGCAAGACGACCGCGCAGGUGCUGCUGCGAUGGGCCACCCAGCGCGGCCUCGCCGUCAUCCCCAAGAGCUCUUCCCAGGGCCGUCUCGAGCAGAACUUGGACGUGACCAGCUUCGACCUCACCGAGGAGGAGAUUGCCGAGAUUUCGGGCUUGGACAAGAACCUGAGGUUCAACGCUCCUCUCAACUGGGGCAUCCCCAUCCCGCUUUUCUCUUAA
Messenger RNA from Aaosphaeria arxii CBS 175.79, 969 nucleotides. Its product is annotated as Aldo/keto reductase. Gene Ontology annotation, molecular function: aldose reductase (NADPH) activity. The transcript has 3 exons. Gene Ontology annotation, cellular component: cytosol. The record is from RefSeq and is a predicted model, not a curated record. The coding region runs from base 1 to 969 and encodes 322 amino acids. Lineage: Eukaryota; Fungi; Ascomycota; Dothideomycetes; Pleosporales.